AUGGCUUGUGCAAAUAUGGUGGCCAUGUCUCAGCGAGGUGACGGAGACGCGAUAUUCAGUUUAGACGAAAAAUACGAAAUAGUUGACAUAAGCAAAUUAUUUUUGAGUAAAGCGGGUAGCGUAUGUGUUGCCGUUAUUACCGUUGUUUACCUCACCGGAGAGCUCGUUAUAUACGAAUCAUUAUUUGCAUGGACUGCCGUCGCGUUAUGUUGUGGCGAAAGUCGUAAUGAGCAAAACCUUUGCGGACCUUUGACACGUACUACUGUUCAACGAUUGUGGAUCAUUGCGUUCAAUAUACUUUUUGGACCAUUCGCCUUUUUCCAUUUGACGAAAAUGGUAGCGAUUGAAGUGGUGACAUGGGCGGUUCGUUUGCUCACGUUUACGACCAUCCUUGUUUACACUUAUUAUAAAAAUGAACAGGGCGGCGGAGAAGUCGAAAUACCCUCGGUCAAUUUGGAGCGCUUACCACUCAUCUUUGGUGCCGGCAUAUUCUCGUAUAUGGUGCACCACUGCAUGCCGUCAAUUGUCGACCCCAUUGUUGAGAAGCAUCGUUUGAAGUUGAUUUUGCUUGUAGAGUUUGUGAUAUUGACUUGCUACUACUUACUUAUUUCUCUUUCACUGUUGUUUGCGGACGACGACUUAAACGUAAUAGUGACGCUUCAUUUUUUACCGGCGAAAAAUGAAACUGUCCUUGCUUACCGUGUCAUGGGUUAUAGUGUAAACGUGUACCCAUUGCUGACUGUUGCUGCCACGUUCCCACUGGUUGCCAUAAGUUUGAGGGAGAAUCUCAAAAAUCUGUUCCUAAGGUCGGGAAGGAAGUACAGCUUCUUCAACAGAAAAGUUCUAUUUCCCUUGCUGAUAAUAAUAGUUUCGGCCACCAUAGCUCUAGCUAGUUUGGAUUUUCCCAUUAUUAUAAUUGUAGCAACGUCAUAUCUGGGUAUACUUGUACAGUACAUCAUACCCAUUGUCCUAGUCUACAAUGCCAGGGUGUACUGUUCGUCAAACUUUGAAACGUACUAUAAUCCCUUCAAAAGUCCUUUCAGGAAAAGGCAAUGGGAAAUGGUGGUUAUUGUGGUAGCGUCACUAGCAAUAGUGUGUAUCACAAUCAAGCUUUGUAAUAAAUACUUGUCAUAA
Messenger RNA from Agrilus planipennis (emerald ash borer), 1134 nucleotides. Its product is annotated as transmembrane protein 104 homolog. Lineage: Eukaryota; Metazoa; Arthropoda; Insecta; Coleoptera; Buprestidae. The coding region runs from base 1 to 1134 and encodes 377 amino acids. The transcript has a single exon. The record is from RefSeq and is a predicted model, not a curated record.